Molecule: messenger RNA, 1252 nt
Organism: Catharus ustulatus (Swainson's thrush)
Lineage: Eukaryota; Metazoa; Chordata; Aves; Passeriformes; Turdidae
Gene: POU3F4
Product: POU class 3 homeobox 4
Exons: 1
Coding region: 33-1151 (372 amino acids)
Biological process (GO): brain development; regulation of transcription by RNA polymerase II
Cellular component (GO): nucleus
Molecular function (GO): RNA polymerase II cis-regulatory region sequence-specific DNA binding; DNA-binding transcription factor activity, RNA polymerase II-specific
Source: RefSeq, a predicted model, not a curated record
GGCACAGUAUAACUCGUGGGGCUGCCGCGGCCAUGGCCACAGCCGCCUCCAACCCCUACGGCCUGCUGGGCGCCGGCGCGCUCGCCCACGCCGAGGGCGCGGGCAUGCAGCAGGGCAGCCCGUUCCGCAGCCCGCAGAAGCUGCUGCAGAGCGAGUACCUGCAGGGCGUCCCCGGCAAUGGGCACCCGCUGGGGCAUCACUGGGUGACCAGCCUGAGCGACGGCGCGCCCUGGCCCGCGGCGCUGGCGGGCGGCCCGCUGGAGCAGCCCGACGUGAAGCCGGGCCGCGAGGACCUGCAGCUGGGCGCCAUCAUCCACCACCGCUCGCCCCACGUCUCCCACCACUCGCCCCACGCCAACCACCCCAGCGCCUGGGGCGCCAGCCCGGCGCACAGCGCCUCGCUGGCCGCCCCCCCCGCCGCCGCCGCCGCCGCCGCCGCCGGGCAGCCGCUGAGCGUGUACUCGCAGGGCGGGUUCGCGGUGGGCGGCAUGCUGGAGCACGGCGGGCUCACCCCGCCGCCCGCCGCCGCCGCCGGCCAGGGCUUGCACCCGGGGCUGCGCGGCGAGGCCGGCGGCGAGCACGGCGAGCUGGGCGGCCACCACUGCCAGGACCACUCGGACGAGGAGACGCCGACCUCGGACGAGCUGGAGCAGUUCGCCAAGCAGUUCAAGCAGCGCCGCAUCAAGCUGGGCUUCACCCAGGCCGACGUGGGGCUGGCGCUGGGCACCCUGUACGGCAACGUCUUCUCGCAGACCACCAUCUGCCGCUUCGAGGCCCUGCAGCUCAGCUUCAAGAACAUGUGCAAGCUGAAGCCGCUGCUGAACAAGUGGCUGGAGGAGGCCGACUCCUCCACCGGCAGCCCCACGAGCAUCGACAAGAUCGCGGCGCAGGGGAGGAAGAGGAAGAAGCGGACCUCCAUCGAGGUGAGUGUCAAGGGCGUGCUGGAGACGCACUUCCUCAAGUGCCCCAAGCCGGCCGCCCAGGAGAUCUCCUCGCUGGCGGACAGCCUGCAGCUGGAGAAGGAGGUGGUGCGGGUCUGGUUCUGCAACCGGCGGCAGAAGGAGAAGCGCAUGACCCCGCCGGGCGAGCAGCCGCAGCACGACGUGUACUCGCACGGCGUGAAAACGGACACGGCCUGCCACGACCUCUGACCGCGGGCUGCGGCCACGGGACUGCCCGGCCCGGGAUGCCCGGCCCCGGUUCUGCCCGGCCACGGGACUGUCCGGCCCCGGUUCUGCCCGACCACGGGACU